This is a messenger RNA of Amblyraja radiata (thorny skate), 990 nucleotides long. RefSeq names its product VIP peptides-like. The record is from RefSeq and is a predicted model, not a curated record. The coding region runs from base 141 to 782 and encodes 213 amino acids. Gene Ontology annotation, cellular component: neuron projection; extracellular region. Lineage: Eukaryota; Metazoa; Chordata; Chondrichthyes; Rajiformes; Rajidae. Gene Ontology annotation, molecular function: peptide hormone receptor binding; neuropeptide hormone activity. The transcript is spliced from 8 exons. Gene Ontology annotation, biological process: adenylate cyclase-activating G protein-coupled receptor signaling pathway; regulation of protein localization; epinephrine secretion.
GAGGGCAGAAUUCAAAAGACACCGCAAGAGCGUCCAACAAGCACAGCGACGUCGAGAAGACUUUCGUUGCUUCACAGGCUUCAGCACCAAGGACAGCGAUCGUCGCCAAGGCAGCGAGAGCUCCUUUUGAAUAGUUCGAAAUGGUGAUCAACUUCGACUCACAUUCGGUGACGCUUUUUGCGCUCUUCAGCGUCCUCUGGUCCCAAUGUUCAGGCUUCCCAGCGAUGGGCAGCUACUCUAGUUUAAGAAUGUUGAUAGUGUUUGUCCAUGAACACCGGCAGGUUGAAAAUCUGGAAGUGUUUGAGGUCUGUAACCAUGGAUCCAAGCGACGUGUUGCCGGGAGAAGACACAGACUGGGAGAUGUAGUUGGCUUCGAUGGACAGAGUGAGGAGGACAGGCCAAAGUUACCAUUGGAAAUCGACUAUGAUAUUUACCAAAGCCCUAUAGUGGACAGUGAAAAGCUCUAUUACCAGUUGUCCGCAAACCUCCCAAGAACAACGCGACACACUGAUGGUCUCUUCACGAGCGAGUACAGCAAGAUGCUGGGCCAGUUGUCUGCCAGGAAAUACCUGGAAUCUCUGAUCGGGAAGAGAGUCAGUGCCCAAGAUGAUGAUGUUCCUUCCAAACGCCACACUGAUUCGAUCUUCACCGACAACUUUAGCCGUAUCCGGAAAAAGAUUGCAGUGAAGAAAUACCUAGAAAGACUCAUGAAUGGCAAGAGAAGUCGUGAAGAGUUAAACUCAGCCAAUCUCUCAGAUACUGAGCUACUUGGUGAGGACUAAGUGUAAUGGCUGCUGACCUUUUGAAUCACCUUCCACCUUUGAACCUUUGGACCAUAUCCUACUUACCUACUCAACUGAAAACUACAUAGCCUUUUUUCAACUAUUAACCUGGAGUGAAAGCUUAUCAGCGUCAAACUCCAAACCAACAUGUUGUGAUGUGAAUGUUGUGGUGACCCAUUUUGUUUCACAUAAAUGAGAGUCGAUGUUU